AAGCACUCAUUUCUACGCUUUAAUGUGAUCUUGAUAAAGUUGUCAUUUAUAGCAUUGAAAUAGUUGGAAGAUACAGCUUCAUUCAGGAAUAUAGGUAACAUGAUGUGUUUACUCAGAAUAGGUUUCUUUCAUACUCGUUCUUCUGGUGGAGGCCAUCUCAAGGAUGGGGUUGAUGAAAUUUUAUUUUUGUUCUUAUGUUGAGGUCUGUAAAGUUUGGAAUUGUUCUUGUCACUGUGGAAGAAAAAGAAAGGAUAGCUUGUCACAGCUAAAUGCACCGUAUCAUUGUAAAGUAAAUAGGAUAAAGUUUUCGAUAAAAAGAACGAGAUGUUCCAGGCUUUACAAAAGUAGUCACCACAUCCUGAGCUUGAGCACUGUAACCAAAGAGAACAUAAGUAUCUUGCUUCAGAAGGCCAAAGUCAACGUUAAAAACUUAAGAAAAGUCUCCCUGUGGAAUGCUUUACCCCCAGACUCUUCACUUUUAUUGUUAGCAGCCUUGGUAGGUAUUGGUGGAGGUGCUGGAGUUACUUUAUUCAAAACACUGAUAAGGUUGGUUUCGGAGUGGUCCUACGGUGAUCACUUUGCUGGGAAUUUAUUGUACUUGUUUGGGAGAUACAACAUCAUUUUUAUACCCACAUUAGGAGGCUUCCUCGUUAGUUUGUUACGUUCCAGAAAGCAAGAACUGGGUGGUGGUCUCAACGAGAUUAUCGAACAAGUGAAGCAAGGGAAGCCUGUGAAUUUGUCACGAUUAUUUUUUAAAAACGCUGCUGCAGUUGUUACUCUGGGUACUGGUUGUUCUUUAGGCCCUGAAGGACCUUCCGUGGAAAUUGGAGCUGCAGUUUCUCGGCUUUUUUCCAAUUGGUUUCGAUUAUCUUCUGAAAAGCAACUUUGGGUGUUGGCCACAGGAGCAGCUGCUGGAUUUGCUGCAGGUUUUAAUGCUCCUAUUGCUGGAGUAUUUUUUGCUUUGGAAAUUGUACUUGGCUCGUCAGUUAUCCGAAACGGUUUGGAUGCGACUGGAAACUCUACUGUUGCUAUGUUAUUGUUAUCUUCUGCGUUAUCUGCUUUGGUUUCUCAGGCUGGCUUAGGAUCUAGUCCAGCGUUUUCGUUACCCAAAUAUGAGAUAUUAUCACCCAUUGUGGAACUUCCGUUGUAUCUUCUAUUGGGACUCUUAGCUGGCGUGGCUUCGUUAGGUCUCAAAUAUUCUUUGCAGUGGGGAAGUAACUUUUUCCAAGGCAAGUUGUCCAUUUCAGAAUGGAUGAAAGCCGUUCCUACUGUAACAAAGCCUUUUUUGGGAGGCCUUUUGAAUGGAUUGAUUGCUUUAUUCUUUCCUCAAAUCCUUUUUUUUGGUUAUGAUACUUUGGAUGCUUUGUUGGCAGAUUCGGAUUUUCCUUUGCAGUUACUCUUUACGCUUUUAUUUCUAAAGCCUAUUGUGACUUCACUAUCUUUGGGCUCUGGUCUAGUGGGAGGAACAUUUGCUCCUACAUUAUUUGUCGGUGCCACUUUAGGUGCUUGUUAUGCAAAGUUAUUGGCUCAGAUUGACUAUGGUAUUUUGCAUGUCAUGAAUCAAAGUUUUGGGUCAUGGCUGUCCUCAGGAAUGUCCAGCAUUCUUCUGAUUGCUGGUCCACCUGCUUAUAGUAUGGUGGGUAUGGCUGCUGUAUUAUCUGGAGUGUUUCGUGCUCCUCUUACAAGUUCUCUGUUGUUAUUUGAACUGACUCGUGAUUAUCGCAUUGUAUUACCUCUUAUGGCUAGCUCUGGUCUGUCAUCUUGGCUAGUCGAAACAGUAGAACUAGAAUUUUCCAAGAGAUGGAAUGCGAAAGAGUGGAACAACACCACUAGUAGGGAAGGAAUCAAGGAGAACUAUGAGAAGAGAGAUAAAAUGGAGCAACUCAAAGAUAGCGAAGAAGAUGAUCUUCCUAAGAGAGAUGAGAAGGGACGUUUAUGGAAUUCUGUAGAUAUUAAUACUCCUUCUUUUGAAUUGGGACAGUCUCUGUCGACAGAAGAACAACGUUUGAUGAAACUUAUCUCGGUGAGAAAUGCAUUGAAUAACAACUUUGUGUUGUUACAUGCGAAUAUGAGACUAAUGGAUGCUGUUCAUUACCUCAUUCAAAGAGAUGAAAUGUUUGGAAUUGUCGUUGUUUCAAACCUGGGGAAGGAUGAAGUGAUAGUUUUGAAAGAGAUCGAAGGAGUGUUUUCACUGAAUGACAUUUCAUUUGGUUUCUUUUCGAUGGUCCAAAGCGACCAUAUAACAUUGCAGGGAAUGGAAAAUGAAGGGCGCAUGUUGGAUGCUAUGAACCCAACUAUCUUGUCAGAUUCAGCCAUUUCGUUUCAAAUACAGAUUCUUUGGCAACAGCAUAUCAUCAGUUGAUAUUGCAUGGAAUAGAGAGAGUUUUGGUUAUCGA
Galdieria sulphuraria is the source of this 2396-nucleotide messenger RNA. RefSeq names its product chloride channel/carrier, CIC family. Bases 173 to 2362 code for a protein of 729 amino acids. The transcript has 2 exons. Gene Ontology annotation, cellular component: membrane. Gene Ontology annotation, biological process: transmembrane transport; chloride transport. The record is from RefSeq and is a predicted model, not a curated record. NCBI's taxonomy places the organism in Eukaryota, Rhodophyta, Bangiophyceae, Galdieriales, Galdieriaceae. Gene Ontology annotation, molecular function: voltage-gated chloride channel activity.